This is a messenger RNA of Aspergillus bombycis, 1155 nucleotides long. Its product is annotated as sugar phosphate isomerase/epimerase family protein. Bases 1 to 1155 code for a protein of 384 amino acids. The transcript has a single exon. NCBI's taxonomy places the organism in Eukaryota, Fungi, Ascomycota, Eurotiomycetes, Eurotiales, Aspergillaceae. The record is from RefSeq and is a predicted model, not a curated record.
AUGCCAAUCUCCUGGCCACCAGUAUCCAUUCCCAAUGAAUUCGGGAUCGCCACCCUCUCCCUCGGCAACUGGAGACAGCAUAAACUACAGCCGCGACUAGAAGAAGCGGCGAAAGCUGGAUACAAAUGGAUCGACUUAUUCGAUGAAUGCUGGGCUGCUUACCUUGAAGAACAUGGUUUACCAGGGGACCAAUUAUGGGAACCAACGGAGGCGAACCUACGCGUUGCGCGGAAACUAGGUGAUCUUGUAAAGUCCCUGGGAAUGCAGAUCGCGUGCACACAGCCACUUCGAAAGAUCGAAGGGAUCAAGGAUCCAGUCGAGCGACGGGCAUCCCUGGACUUGGUCGCUAAGCGGUUCCCCUUCAUGCGCGCAUUCGAUACCGACUUGGUAUUCAUGUGUGCCAGUAUCCGGACGGACGAUGGCGUGACCGCCGAUUUGAAGACGGUGGCCCGAGACUUAGCUGAGUUAGGAGAUAUGGCCCAGGCCUUCGCCGAAGCAGACGGGGGGCCGGUGCUGCGCAUUGGCUAUGAGGGCCUCUCGUGGGCGACGCGAAAUACAUGGGCAUCUACGUGGGAGGUUGUCCGGAUGGCGAACCGCCCGAAUGUUGGACUUAUACUUGAUGCAUUUAAUGUGUUAGCGGUCGAGUAUGCCGACCCGUAUAACCCGGCCGGUCAUGGACGGCUGUAUUCGACGCCCGAAGAAUCGGUCGAUGUACUUUGUGCAUCUAUGGCCGGGCUGGUCGCCUCUGUUCCCGGGGACCGUAUCUUUUUCUUCCAGGUCGGUGAUGCCGAGCGUAUGGACCCGAAGAUAUUUCGACCACCUACCGAUCCGGACGUGCCGGCUUUGCUGCCCUGGUCGAGGGGCCACCGGCUGUUUCCGUAUGAAUCCCAGCGAGGAGGGUAUAUGCCGGUCGAUUUGGUCGCUGCUGCUGUGGUGGCGACGGGGUACAAGGGUCCCAUGUCGCUGGAGGUGUUCAAUAAUUCGUUGAAUCAACCGGAUGCAGGGGUUCCGUCGGCCCAUGCUCGUCGGGGGUUCACUGGCCUUCGGAAAUUGGCCGAUGCGAUUCCCCAGGUGCCGGCCUUUUGGGAGAUGUGGCAGCAGGGCAAACACAAGUUUGCUGGCUCGGUUCUUUCUCCGCGUAUACAGCGUCUGUGA